GGUCUCCGAGCCCGUGGGAGUCCGUCAUGCAGCAGCCGCCGCAGACCGUCCCGGCAGGAGCCGCGGCUCCCCCGCCGGCCGCUCUGGCCCGCAGCGUGUUCUGGCGAGGCGGCUCCCUCGCUAAACGCCCAAAUGCAGCCGCUGUCCCCGUGCAACCCGUCACAGACCCCUUUGCGUUUGGCAGACAAACACCCCAGGGGUCCCCUGCAGGUACCGUGCCCAAGGGCCACGUGCUGGCUAUGCAAAAUCCUGCCCCAGGGAUGUUUCCCCAACCAGCUGUUAUGCAUCCUUCACCUCUCCACGCAGGGGACAAUCCUCAYGGACUGCCUACGCCUUUAUCAGCUGCUGUGUCUCAAGCAGGGAUAAAUCCCAGUACGUUUUCUAAUAUUCCAGCUUCUCCACCGCCCCCAGGAUAUGUUACAAAUAGUACGACAGAGGUUUAUCCAAAUGCAGAUGCUGGACUCCACGGCCCUGCAGCGUCAUUGCAAUAUAACACAGGAGCAGCACUUGAGAAUUCUUUCAGUGGGCAUCCUGGAAUGGUGUCUACAGCAAACAAACCUGGAGUUAGGCAGGAUAUUAACAGAGAACCAAGCGAUGCUUCUCCGGGAUCCACUGCAACACUCUUCUCUCCGCCUCCUCAGCAGUCCAUGUCUCAGUGGAGACCCGUUCARGGUAACGUGCAGUCUCCAGUUCGAAAUGUUGUGCCCUAUCCUGAGCCAUCUUUUCAAACUGACAUUCAUAACCUUUCUCAGACUUCUGUUAGCACUUCUCAUCCUUCUCUACAGACAAAUUUGCAGCAGGGUCCUGUGCACCAAGCUGUUCCACAAAAUAUCAUGCAAGCACCUUCAUUAGCUGGCUGUGAAAAAAAUGGGAAAAACAGCUCUGCAGGUAACAGUCAUCAUAUGAAUAGCACCCAGCCUGGAAAUACGUUUAGACAGAACGCAGAAAUGACUAAUUCUUGGUUAAAUCAACCCUAUCAAGAGCAGUUUUACCCACAGCCACCACUGCAAGACUCCAGUUUUGUUAUUCCCACAGCUCAGGAAAAUAACCCCCCAAAACAGUCUUUAGAUAUGUCUAAUGCAUCAAGUAGACCUACCCCCACAGAUCGAGAGUCAGGAACUCUCUCGAUGUUUUUCAAGGGGGAUGAAGCUGAGAAUGAGGAAAUACUUUCAUCUGAAAAAAACUACAUGGCUGAGAAAACUGAAUUUGCUGCUCAGCCAAAUGUGGGACCCUUAUAUCACCAGCCAGUGCAUCCUCAGCGGGUUGCAACAAAUGUUGUGUCUCAGAUGCAGACUGGGACAGGCUCAGCCAGUGAGAYGGCACAAAAAGGAAUGGAUGUCCAGUAUUUUCCUAAAGCUGUAGGCAGUCCCCAGGAGAUGCAGACCAGUAAGCAUUCUGUGUUUGCUAACGAUGACACAAUGCAUGCCAGUGACCCAUCUGGAAACAGUGGGGCACAGUAUGAAAAUGUUGAGAACCUGGAGUGUAUCCAGAAUCAGGAAGUGCUGCCUAGYGAACCGCCAAACAUGAGUGCUCUGUCCCCAGCUGCCUGCUCCGAUCCGUACCGCUACGGAUCCUUACCUGCUCAGGUGUUUCCCAAGAAUGCUGUCGUGAGCCGAGCUGAGGGAGGACCAAAUUUGGAGGCACCUGAUUCACUACCUUAUCCUGUUCGACCGGAUAGUGUCUCUUCCACCUACAGCAAUCGGAGCCAUCGGAGUGCUUCUAGCUCAGCAAGACCUCAUGAGCAAGUUGGUACGUUCAUUCAGCAGGAAAGUGGGAAGCCUGAUGAGGAAGCUUCUGCAAGCUUCUUUAAACAGAUUGACUCUUCUCCUCUGGGAGGGGAUUCAAGUGAGCUAAACAUGAGCAAGAACUACCAUGGCAGUCUCUCCCAGCCUCCAACUCCCAGCCCUCCUAAGCCUACUGGAGUAUUCCAGACAAGUGCAAAUAGUUCUUUUGAACCUGUGAGGUCCCAUGGAGUUGGGAUAAAACCUGCAGAGAUCGACCAAGCGAAGAUGGUGGUUGAAUUGAGAGAGAACCAUCCAAACCAAAAGAAUAUCAAGAAAAAUACAGCCAUGCCGACUGCUUCUCCAGGUAAUCUUGAACAGCCACCGGAUAAUCUGGAAACCAUUUUCAUGCCUCAGGUCCACCCCCUGCCUCAUGCCGUCRCUGAUGAAGCUGGAAAUAUGUUGCACUCUGGAUCUGGUAUGGAAAAUACACAGUUGUUGUCUGAGAGAAGGUCCUCCACAAGAGCUCAGGGCAUGGUUAAGAAGUGUGACAGCCCAGCAACAACUCUGUGGGCUCAUAAUGAGUUGCCUAAUUUUGGAGGAAAUGUUCUUCUAGCUCCUGCUGCUCCUGCAGUGUAUGUACCUGCCCGGCAAACCAUGGAAGUCAUUCAGCCACCAGAUGAAGGCCUGUCUAAUCAGCAACCAAACAAGCCAGGAACUAUUGCUGUGCAUCUUUCCCAAGAUGGAAAUAUGUCUUCUGAAAAUCUUGAGAAUCCUCCCAAAAUGGGAGAAGAGGAGGCACUUCAGUCUCAGGCAAGUUCUGGUUAUGCAAGUUUAUUGUCUUCUCCACCUACAGAGUCUUUGCAAAAUCAGCCUAUCCUCAUUGCUCAGCCUAAUCAAAGCUAUAACUUAGCUCAGCCAAUUAAUUUUUCUAUUUCUUUAUCUAAUCAGCUAAACAGAAAUGAAAACAAUCAGCCAGUGAAGGAUGCUGGGGUUGGGGACAGGCCUGCAUUGGGUCCCCAAACUUCACGUGCUGGUGGGUUCGUCUCUGGGGAGAAUGUGCCAUCACCUGUGAUGCAAGCUGGAUCUCUGCUAGUGAAUGCACUUCCAAAUACUAAUCUGUUAAACCAUAAUUUACUGCAAAGCCCUGUUAAUUCCUCUGAUAUUGCCUCUAAUCAUCCUGCAAAGUUGCUGAUGCAAACUCCGCUUAAUUUGACUCCAGACGGUCAAAUGAAUGUUCAUUCUGAAGGCUUUGUUCCUGAACUUGCUAGCAAACCAGGGGCUAACUCAGCUGUUUCGCCAGGGACGAAUCACCCCAGUGGAAGUGCAAGUGCACUAGUCCCACCUGGUAGUUCCGUAGUUCAGGCUAAUAAUUUCACAAAUCACUCAAAUAGCAAAGAAGAAGCUGCUGGUGUGCAUGACUUCUCAGUAUCACGGACAUUGGAGAAAAGCAGUGCGAGUAAUUCUGUACAUGUGCAUAAUCAAUCGCUUCCUGGUGGACCAGUGUAUCCUCAAGAGCCAGCUGGCAGUGCUGGACAGGUGGGUCCUGAAAUGCAUGACAAACAGCAUUUCUAUCAGCAGGUAACAAAAGAUACCCAAUACCAGGCUGUACAGGGAGCAGUGCCCUCUCCACCACAAAUGCAAGCGCCUCAGAUGCAGCAGCCGUCGUCACCUGGGCAGCCCUCAGCAGCCCCAAGCCACCAGGCAGGGACUAAAGCCGUGCAGGAGUGCCAGCAUCACGAGAACCAGGUGCCUGGUAACCCUGCUCAUCCCACGGGUCCCAAAGAGGGCAGCUCAGCUCAGCUCCCAACAGGGAGUGAUCCCGUGAGCCCGGAGAAGCAACCAGUGCCUGCACAGUCAUCCUCCACAGCUGCUCCUGCCACCACCCCGGCAGUGCCAAGUGUGCAGCAAGACCUGCAGCGGCCACCCCCGCCUCAGACUCCUCAGGGUGCCUUUGGUCCACCACAAAAUCCUUAUUAUUACUAUCGACAUCCGUAUGAUGCCUACCAGCCUCCAUACCCAGCACCUUACCCUCCUGGAGACCCCAGGGCCGCAGCUCAUCUUUAUUACAUGGAGGACAGCUAUGGCCAGUAUGACCCACGAUACAGGCACUACGAUAGCAACAGUGCUGCGUUUCCAGAGGCUGGGAGCUACCGGUAUCCUGAGCCCGAGCGUCCCAGCUCCAGAGCCAGUCACUGCUCUGACCGGCCUUCUUCUAGGCAAGGAUAUAAUGAAGAUUACUAUACAAAAGGUGGAUGGAGUGAUUAUUAUUCAGGCUAUUACUCUAACUUAUAUGAUUAUGGAGAUCCAAAUCGUUGGGAACGUUUUUCCUCGGCAUAUGACCCCAGAUACAGAGAUCCUAGAAGUUAUGACCAGAGGUAUUGGUACGAUGCUGAACACAACCCCUACCAAAAGAGAGAAGCGUAUCCUUAUGGUAACAGACUGGACCGCUAUGAAGAUCACUGGCGGUACGACCCUCGUUUCGCUGGCAGCUUUGAUGAUGAAGCUGAACCUCCCCGAGAUCCGUACGGCGACGACUUCGACAGACGCAGCGUCCACAGCGAACGCUCUGCUCACAGUCUCCAUAGCUCCCGUAGUGUCCACAGCCACCAGAGCAGUUUCAGCUCUCGUUCCCAACAAAGCCAGCUGUAUAGAAGUAAUCAUGACCUAACGGCUAACGCGUAUGACACUGCGCAGGCCGUGUCGCUCCACCCAGACUACCCGUACGGCGGAUACGCUGCCACCUUUGAUGGCCAACAGCCCUUUGCAGAUUAUGGCUACCCACCCGAGAGCGGAUGGUCAGCUGUAGAGCAAGUACCUUUAAGGCCCUCAACACCUGAGAAGUUUUCAGUGCCUCACAUCUGUGCUCGGUUUGGUCCUGGGGGCUACUUAAUAAAAGUGUUGCCAAACCUGCCUUCGGAAGGACAGCCAGCUCUGGUUGAAGUUCACAGCAUGGAGACUAUGUUACAGCAUUCUCCAGAGCAAGAGGAGAUGAGAGCAUUUCCUGGUCCUCUUGCUAAGGAUGACACCCAUAAAGUGGAUGUUAUCAAUUUUGCACAAAAUAAAGCUACACAGUGCUUUCAGAAUGAAAAUCUAAUUGAUAAAGAAUCUGCAAGUCUGCUGUGGGACUUCAUUGUACUGYUGUGCAGGCAGAAUGGGACUGUGGUGGGAACAGAUCUGGCUGAACUUUUGCUACGAGAUCAUAAAACAGUGUGGCUCCCUGGGAAGUCGCCUAACGAAGCAAAUCUGAUYGAUUUCACUAAUGAGGCUUUGGAACAAGUCGAAGAGGAAUCUGGUGAAGCCCAGCUCUCGUUUCUCACAGAUAGUCUUAUAACCACAAUUGACAGCCUUGAGAAAGAGACAGAAAGAUUCAGAGAGUUGCUGCUUUAUGGCCGUAAGAAGGAUGCUUUGGAGUCAGCCAUGAAGCAUGGUUUAUGGGGUCACGCUCUGCUGCUUGCCAGUAAAAUGGACAGCAGAACACAUGCAAGAGUUAUGACCAGAUUUGCCAACAGUCUCCCAAUUAAUGACCCUCUGCAGACUGUUUACCAGCUCAUGUCUGGAAGGAUGCCAGCUGCAUCCACGUGCUGUGGAGAUGAGAAAUGGGGAGAUUGGAGGCCGCAUCUAGCAAUGGUGUUAUCCAACUUGACCAAUAACAUGGACUUGGAAUCCAGGACUAUUGCUACCAUGGGAGACACUCUUGCUUCCAAAGGCCUUCUGGAUGCUGCUCACUUUUGUUACCUUAUGGCCCAGGUUGGAUUUGGAGUUUAUACAAGGAAGACCACAAAGCUUGUCCUGAUCGGAUCGAAUCAUAGCUUGCCUUUUUUGAAGUUUGCCACCAAUGAAGCCAUUCAAAGAACAGAAGCCUAUGAAUAUGCUCAGUCACUGGGCAGUCAGCCUGGCAGCUUACCCAAUUUCCAGGUUUUCAAAUUCAUCUAUGCUUGUCGCCUCGCAGAAAUGGGACUUGCUGCUCAGGCUUUUCAUUAUUGUGAAGUAAUUUCCAGGACUGUCCUUAAAGAUCCACAUUACUAUUCACCUGUACUUAUUGGCCAGUUAAUCCAGAUGUCAUCACAGCUACGCCUGUUUGACCCACAGAUAAAAGAGAAGCCAGAACAAGAAUCCUUUAUUGAACCUUCAUGGUUAGUAAGGCUUCGACAUGUGGAUGGACAGAUCAAGGAGGGUGCAAUAGCUUAUAACGCAGACAGAUCUACCCCACAACAGUACGCGUCCAGCACACCAAGCUCUGAAUUAGACCAUGCCAGUCAGUGUGAUGGAGCAGGAGUCGGCCAUGACAUGGGUCCUGGUACUGAAAAUGCAUUGUUAGCAUCCCUAUUGCCCAGUACGGCACAACAGAUGCAAAGUGUGCAGCUGAUGCCUUCAGCACCUCAGACCAUCCUUGAUGGGUCGGCUGCCAUGAUCCCUYCUGCUGACCAGGAAGCUGUUCAGAGUGUCCCGUUCUAUUCGGUGGGUCCUCCACCUGUUGGUCCAGGACCUGGCUUUGCACCUGCGGGAUUUCCCAAUCAGUAUGGAGCUGAACCAUCACCACUGUAUGUAGGGUCAACGGUACCUCCAGGAGGGCCACCACAAGAGUCUGAAGCACGUUCAGAAGAGCAUACAAACCAAGAAACAGGAAUGCUGAGAACUGCCCCAGAGUCUCCAUCAAGAAAUGCUUUCCCAGAUCAGAGAGAGGAGGAUUUCUAUGGCAGAAUGGCUGGCAUGGGCUAUGGGCGAAGAUCUCGGACCACUUCAGAGUCCUCUGUCCAUUCCGUGGGCCGAGAGAGAUCCCACUCUGCAGCAAAACAGCCCUCUCCUCCUGCUCCGUCUAUUCCUGAAAGGAAAGAGACUAAAAAGGAAAAAAAGAAUGAGUCAGCACCUAGAAAGACUGGUGCCACCUGGUUUCGCUGGCUGAUGGGAAAAGGAAAGAAUGAAGCUUACCUUCCAGAUGACAAGAACAAAUCAAUUGUUUGGGAUGAAAAGAAACAACGCUGGGUUAAUUUGGAUGAACCAGAAGAAGAGAGUAAACCUCCACCACCCCCUCCAGCAGGAUUUCCUAAAGUUCCCCAGACUGCUCCUCCUGGGCCUGGUGGCCCCCCUAGUGCUCCUGUCAACAUCUUUUCCAGAAGAGCAGCGGGAAGCAGAGCUCGUUAUGUUGAUGUCCUGAACCCAAGUGGAACGAAGUCRAGUGCUGCUGUUCCAGCUCCAUCAGACCUAUUUGCUCCAUUGGCGCCAAUGCCAAUUCCUGCAAAUGUCUUUGCMCCAAAUUCAGUCCCAGGGGAACCUCAGCCUCUGGAAGGCAGUGGAGCUGGAGAGCAUGGAUCAGCUGCAAAUCAACCCAGCACAGACCCUGCUGCAGCUGCUGAUCCAGAGUAUUUAAACACUGCAAUGCUUCCACCUGGAUCCGGGCUUCCUGUUUCCAACCCUGAUGGCUCCCAGUCGGGCGAGCUUUCGCGCUCUAGUUCAAUGAGUUCAUUAUCACGUGAAGUAAGCCAGCAUUUUAAUCAGCCUUCUGCUGUACCACCUUCAGGGGGACCUCCAGCAGGAACAGUACAGUUCUACAAUCCCUCUCAGUUUGCACAAUCUCCUGCGGUUACUGGAAGUUCAAGACUGGGAAGAAUUGGACAGAGGAAAUACCCAACGUUGAAGUAGAAUACAGUGGUUUUGUAUUCAGAUUCACACUCUUUUUCUGAUUAUACAACGAACUCUUCAAUCUUAUGGCCCAUGCAUCAGUACUAGCUUGCAAUUAACAGGGCAGUAAUUUAAGGAUGGGUGACUUUUUAUUUUUAUUUUUUCAUGAGUCUUGCUACUCGCACCUCAUCUACACAAGUAAUUACCAAACAAAAUAAAUGUACCUUUUCCUUUUAAGAACUGGCUAGAAAAAGCUUUGUUGUGGUAAAGAAUAGACCUAAGGGAGGAAAUAGCUGCUGUCUGUUACAAAACCUCUUGGUAAAUUGCAUAGGCAAUUGAUUCCUUAAGUUUAUUUUAAACCAACCAGUGAGAGUUUCAAAGACAUAGGUUUCAGGGAUUCCUUAAUUUCUGAAGGAUACUCCCCUCCCACUGGGGGACAUACAUGUCCACAUUGUAAUAUAACACUCUGUGGCCUUAAGAGGACCAUGCACAAUCUUAAUGCUUAUAAAACAAGACUUGAUUUGUCAAGGUAUGAAAUUCAAGAUGUGCUCGUUUGUUUUUUGGCAAGGGGGAGGGGGGAAGAGGGGGCCACAGCUCAUCCAAAUAAAUUGACCUAUAUUGAAUGAAAACUGUGACUGUAAUCUAAUACUGAUUUGAUUUGGAUCUUUUACCUAGUAUGUAUGUAGUUCGUGGUUUAGACUUCUUGUAAAGCAAAUUGUAUAGUCUGAAAGAAGCUGUGUAUAAUAGCUGAUGCUGUACUAGUUGACGAGUGAGUGUCCGUUUAAGUGCAAUAUAUGGUUACUUGCUUUCUCAAACUGCUGGCACUGCGUGAUUAGCGAGGUAACAGCUUGGAAGUCAUUUAAUUUUUUUUCCUCUUGGGUGCCAGAAUCUGUCCGUAAUACUCUGUUCUUGAAUUCCCACUACUAAAAUACCCAAGGUCUUAACUAGCUAACAGCUAAAUUCUGAACAUGCUAAAAGUAGGUGGAUUUAGAUCUCUACCACUGGACUUUUAAGAGCUUUAGGUUGUAAUAGAGCAAAUCUUGAAAACAGUGAUAUGCAACACUCAUAUUCCCAUCCACAACAAAAGAGAGAAUAAACUUUAAAUAUUUAUUAAACCAUAGACCAUAUUUKAUUUAGAACUUGCCACCCAAAGGUUUUGAUUUUACUUGAAUUUCUACCCCCGUGUAGAAAUACCAUGAAUGUGAAAUAACCAGUGUUGGCCCUAAUCGUUUGUCUCUUCUUAAACAUCAUCAUGUUUGAGGUG
This is a messenger RNA of Nothoprocta perdicaria, 8607 nucleotides long. RefSeq names its product SEC16 homolog A, endoplasmic reticulum export factor (gene SEC16A). Gene Ontology annotation, biological process: Golgi organization; COPII vesicle coat assembly; autophagy. Bases 27 to 7364 code for a protein of 2445 amino acids. The record is from RefSeq and is a predicted model, not a curated record. Lineage: Eukaryota; Metazoa; Chordata; Aves; Tinamiformes; Tinamidae. Gene Ontology annotation, cellular component: ER to Golgi transport vesicle membrane; endoplasmic reticulum exit site. The transcript has 30 exons.